Molecule: messenger RNA, 1215 nt
Organism: Komagataella phaffii GS115
Lineage: Eukaryota; Fungi; Ascomycota; Pichiomycetes; Pichiales; Pichiaceae
Product: Actin-related protein
Exons: 1
Coding region: 1-1215 (404 amino acids)
Source: RefSeq, a predicted model, not a curated record
AUGGAUUUUGGAAUCACAUCUUUGAUUCUAGACGGUAGCAAUGGAACCAAGACAUACGCAGGUUUAAGUACAGAAGAGGCCCCAUCUUUGAUAAUUUCUAAUGACUACAAGAAGCUUGAUGACGGCAUUAGUUUUGAGAGAAUUGACUCCUCCCCAUAUGGUGAGAUCUUCACCAUGUACAAUGAUGGGCUUAUCUAUAACUGGGACGCCCUUGAAGAACAAUGGAAGUUCAUAUACGAGAAGCACUACAAAUUGGAAAGUAAAGAAAUGCCUCUCAUUCUUACCGAGAAUCACUGGAAUAGUAAAAAGAAUCAAGUUAACACCUGCCAGUUAGCAUUCGAAAAGUUUGAAGUCCCUGUAUUCAGUAUGCUGAAUAGCCAGUCAUGUACUAGUUAUGGUACCGGUAGGGCCACAUCUUUAAUUAUUGAUUUGAACGAUGCUUUCAUCAGUGUUACACCUAUUGUUAAUGGUAGCAUUAUGACUAAAGGUGCAAUUCACAACAAAUUUGGUGGAGAUUUUUUAAAUUUGCAUACUUUACGAUACCUGCAACGCAAGUCUGGAGAUGAAAUUGAUAUAGAAGAACAAAUCGCAUCGCAGGGAGGUAAUGCUACCACUUUAUCGUCCGUUAAAGCUUAUAGAGUGAACCGAUUCCUCAAACAGUUCCGAAGGAAUAUAGGAUCCAUGAGUCAAUAUAUCCUACCUCCUGUUGUAGAAGGCUUAUCAUCGGACUACCAUCUCACCGCGAAGGAUUAUUUGAUCAAUGGAUUCGUGGUCAAAGAUAUAAAUCCCCUGGAUCAAUGUCAAAUGGUGGAACCUUUGAUGCAACCAUUUAGUUAUACCAAUGCUUUCCAUCCUAACAUUAGUGUUUCACAGGAAAAUACUUACGGACUGUCGGAGCUAGUUUUGAAUUCGUUGAAAAAACUAGAGACUACUCAAAAUGUCUACCAGGCUUUGUUAAAGGGUAUAGUAAUCACAGGAGAAAACUCUUUCAUACCUGGACUUGAACAAAGGCUUAUUAACGACUUGGUCAAAAUACUAUCCAAUUACACUAUCGAAACCUACUCUAACGUCAACUUAGAUGAAAGAAAUUUGGCAACUUGGAACGGUGCACUGAUUCUAUCUUCCAUGAACAGUGGCAAUUUUGAUAAUAUUUUCAUUAGUAAGAAGGAGUAUGAGGAGUUUGGAGAGAAUGCGGUCUUGGAGAAGUUUAAAUAG